AUGAGGAGGAGGAAGAGGAGGAUGUCCAAUCUUCCAAGUGAAUUGGUGGAGGAGAUUAUAUCUAGGGUUCAAAUGAAAUAUAUGGGAAUAGUUCGAUCUACAUGUAAAACGUGGAACUCUUUCUUCCAAGAUCCGAGCUUUGUAAAAAAGCACAUCGGCCAAGCAGCAGCAUCAACAAGGGAAAGAGGGUUUCUGAUGAUCACGAGGGAUGAUAGGGUUCAGUUGAUUAGCGUCAAUCUCAAUGAAAAUCACAAGAACAAAGACUUUGAUCUAUCGAUAAACCGUAAAGGUGCACUUAGGAUCGGAGGAAUUUCAGAUCACGUAGUAUAUAAUAUAUCUCAAGUCUUUCACUGCAACGGCUUAUGGUUAUGUGUAUCGAGUAACAUCAGAACUAGGUCUAGGGUUGUGGUUUGGAGCCCGUAUUGGGGGAAUACAAGAUGGAUCGAUGACCGGAAAGAUGACUGGGGAUUAGUACAGAGGUUUGCUUUCGGAUACGACAAAUCCUGCGGUAGCUACAAAAUCUUGAAGUGGUUCCUUUUUCAUCACCUCAAAAUCUUUAACUUAAGCAAUAAUUCUUGGAAGAUUCAUAAUGUCACUCUUGACCUGGUGGAUAAUAUAGAGAUAGGAUAUCGUCAGCAAGGCGUGUCGUUGAAAGGAAAUACUUACUGGCAUGCUGGAAGUUAUCAAUCAAGAGAUGCUUUUUUACUAUGUUUUGAUUUUACAAGAGAGAAAUUUGGACCACGUCUGCCUUUGCCAUCUGGAUAUAAGUAUGAAUGCGAGGUGUAUCUAUCUGCGGUUAGAGAAGAGAAGCUUCUGGUGUUAAUACGACCGUGGCGUACUUAUGACAUAAAGGUUUGGAUUACGAAUAAGAUUGAGCCUGAUGCAGUCUCGUGGACCAACUUCUUGAAAGUUGAUAUCACGCCACAAGUUGAUAUCAUGUUCCAGAUUAAAAGUUUCUUUAUUGACGAGGAGAAGAAAAUCGCUGUGGUUUUUGGUGAAAUCUAUAAUUCUCAAAUUUGCAGCAUCGCUUUCAUCAUUGGAGAGAAUGGUUAUUUUAGAAGAGUGGAUCUCGGAAUGUUUGGAAACAUACAACUUCACCCAUUUGUGUACUCUUAUGCUCCAAAUUCUUUGCAAAUCAAGUGA
This is a messenger RNA of Microthlaspi erraticum, 1143 nucleotides long. The record is from the annotation of a GenBank genome assembly. NCBI's taxonomy places the organism in Eukaryota, Viridiplantae, Streptophyta, Magnoliopsida, Brassicales, Brassicaceae.